AUGGCUGGUCCGCCCGACAACAUGGAAGAUAGCAUCCCGAAGGGUCCAAAGCCUGAGAAAGGCAACCGCGUUGCUGUGGAUCAGGAUAGACCAGGUAAGAGGAGUCGGGACGAGGCAGAGACACAAGUAACCCUGCUCCUCGUCCUCACAUACGUAACGUACGAUCUCUACACUCCCGGUGCCAUUCACGAUCAGGUUUUGGCCCUUCUCCGUACUGCGAUCGACAAGAUCGCUGCAGUGCCUGGAGGGUGUGGUCCUCGCUACCCGCAGACAGAAAUGAGAACAGGGGAGUUCAGCCCAAGCAAGCGUGUCAACGAUAGUCCGGCCAAGCCUGCCACACCCAAACCUCGACGCGAAGAGUCCCCGAGUCCCGCUCCCAAGAGGACGAAGAUGGGCCAGUGCUCCUCGCCUUCUUUGAUGGGUUGA
Molecule: messenger RNA, 426 nt
Organism: Punctularia strigosozonata HHB-11173 SS5
Lineage: Eukaryota; Fungi; Basidiomycota; Agaricomycetes; Corticiales; Punctulariaceae
Exons: 1
Coding region: 1-426 (141 amino acids)
Source: RefSeq, a predicted model, not a curated record